AUGAAGUACAAAGGGCAUCAGACAGAUGCCUCUGAGAUAGUGAAGUGGAACAAUGCAGCAGAGCAAGAAGCUAAGAGCACAGCAGGGUACAGACCAAAGAACCAGAUGAUGCAGGAAACAGAAGAACAAGAGAAGGACAGAUUAGACUCAGACCACAUCAGAAGAUUACAAGAACAGGCAGCACCAACAGAGAAACAGGCUUGGAUGGAAAAGGGGGCGAAAAAAGAUGAGGAAGGGAUAUGGAGAAACCAUGAAGGAAAAGUGACGGAGUUCCUGUCCGAAGCAAAAGAAGGGGAGGGUGCUUCUGUGGAAGUGGAUGACUGGCAGGAAAGAAGGGCAAGAAGGCCGAGGAGGAGGAGCAGCCUGCAGCACCUGCAGCAGCAGACGCAACAGCAACAGCAACCCCACCAGCAGCGGCGGCAACGGCUGCUGCGACAGCAGCAGCUCCGGCGGCGGCGGCAGCAACAACAGCAGCAGACUGCUGCAGCACCAGAGGAGGAGGAAGAGGAGGAGUAUGUGGUGGAGAAAGUGUUGGACCGCCGGGUUGUGAAGGGCAGAGUAGAGUUUCUGCUGAAAUGGAAGGGCUUCUCGGAUGAGGACAACACAUGGGAGCCGCAAGACAACCUGGACUGCCCCGACCUCAUCGCAGAGUACAUGCAGAAGCACAAAGAGAAGGAGGAGAAGAAGAAGGAGGGCAAGAGGAAAGUCGUCAGCGAGGCCUCGGGAGACUCAGAGGAGCGAGGGAGCAAGAGGAAGAAAGAGGAGGGGGAGAAGGCCAGAGGUUUCGGCAGAGGUCUUCAGCCAGAGAGGAUCAUUGGAGCGACGGACUCCAGUGGAGAGCUUAUGUUCCUCAUGAAGUGGAAGAACUCUGACGAGGCUGACCUGGUCCCUGCCAAGGAGGCCAAUGUCAAAUGUCCCCAGGUGGUCAUCUCUUUCUACGAGGAGCGCCUCACCUGGCACUCUUACCCCACAGAGGAGGAGGAGAAGAAAGAGGAAGAGAAAAAGGACUAGAUAAGUGGUGGAAGAGGAGGGGAGCUGGGCCGGGGGUAGGCGGUACAAAGACAGAAAAAAAAGAAAGGAAGUGUUGCGGGGCGGGAAAUCCACAGUUUGCUGGUUAACGUGUAUUUGCUGGUAAUUGAUUGUAGCGGCCACUUUGGCUGGGAUCAAACUGCCAGCGUGGCAUUUGUUUUCCCGCCCUGGAAGGAGACGGCCGUACUUUCCUCCUGCCCGUAUCUCGACUGAAAAUGUAAAAAAAAUCAGUUCUCUCUUCUCGUUUAUUUUCUACGUAACGCCGUUCUCCAAAAUCGGAACUCCCCAACGUCUGUCCGUCUCACUCCGAUGUGGGCGGUUUGACAGCCCAACCAGCCAGUGUUCACGAUGCCCAUGGCAUGUCCCAUGCUUCCUGUUUGAUUUUUUUAUAUAUAUAUCAAAACCAACAGACACGUCUAUGUUGUAUUGAGCGGCUUGUUUGAGGCUUUGUGCUCUAACCGCAGUGUUUGUUUAGUCGGUAUUGGCAAUAUCAAGUGUACAGACCUCCGGUUCAUUCCCCAGCAGCUGUGGUAGUUCCUCUCAUGACAUUUUUAGCAAUUUUAUGGAAUUACUUUUUUUUUUUUACAGAGCCACGGCUUGCCACAUUGACUCCUAGUAAAGGUUUAUAAAAUCUGCAUCCAGCAGGUUGUAUUUUCCCACACCGAUGGUGACGAGCACACUUGGGAGACUUCAGGCGUAGAUUGUUGCACAACUGUCGGUGUGGGAAUCGCCCGCACUGUCCGUCGGGAGGAUUGAGCGGUUUGUCGCUCGGCCAGUAAGUGGAGGUUUCCCCCGGUACAGGCCUGCUCAAACCAUCGGGAACGUGUGAAAUUAAGUCCUUUCCACACUUUUGUUGUUGUUUUUUAACCUUCACCCACACACUCUGCUUAAAUGUGUUUUUUUUUCUACUUCUUUUUUUUCUAGACUGUUAUUUUUAGCUUGCACUGCCCGGGCAACACUCAAGACAUGAUUAUUCAGCGCGCCCGGAGCAUUCCUUUGUCCCCCCGACUUGCUAUAUUUUGGAUAUUUGCAUAAAUGAAAGCGCAUAGCAUUUUGAACUUGGCACAAUGACCACACAAGUGUUUUCUCCCUCUUCGCUGCGUAACGCUCGUGUGUUGAAUGUUGCCCGGCGGUGCUUACUUCUAUGUAUACUGUAUUAAAACUAGCAUAGUAGCUUCCUCUGUUGGCAGACCUGGGGUCAGCUGGUUCAGCCCUUUUUGCUUUGGGUGGCCUUUUGCUGCUGAAGUUGCCCGAAGAGAGAAACUAUAUGGUAAUGGUUCCGUUUUAACACGCAUUAUAAAGAAAAACAGUUGCCUUUCUUUUCUUCAUUUGAAUGAGCCCAUAACCCUCAGCGACAUGUGAUGGAAGAAACAUUCAUACGCACAAGGGUCCAAUUCUUAACGACGCACACACUUCCACGGAGUCCUCGUCUCCUCCAGAGUCCAUUGCUCGGCUGUGAAUAGCUUGUAGGAUUUGAACUGCCGUAUAUUAGUAUCUCUAAACUGGGUUUUCACACACCUAAUAUGUUCAAUAAGCUUCCUCAAGUUAUUUAAAUUUAAUUUCUUUAGGACUUGUGUUUUGUGGGAUUCAUCCCGUGUUCAUCAGUGUUAUGAGUAUAAAGUCCUGCACACUGACUGCCUUAUGUUAUACUUCACCGUUGACAGGAAGGUAUCCAAUCGGCUGCACCCGGGUCUGCUAGUUAGCUUUUCUAUAUCGUCCCUGAAAUGUUUCUCUGUAUCUAGCGGAUGAGCUUGUGUCGUCCUGUUGCAUGUAUAUUGGUUUCACUUUUUGCGAUGUCACUGUCAUGGCCAAUCUACUUUUACUUGUCUGUUUUGAACAAUAAAGGGUUUUCGUAACAGUUUGA
Messenger RNA from Cyclopterus lumpus (lumpfish), 2893 nucleotides. It is a transcript of the gene cbx1a, whose product is annotated as chromobox homolog 1a (HP1 beta homolog Drosophila). Gene Ontology annotation, molecular function: chromatin binding. Gene Ontology annotation, biological process: negative regulation of transcription by RNA polymerase II; chromatin organization. Gene Ontology annotation, cellular component: nucleus; pericentric heterochromatin. NCBI's taxonomy places the organism in Eukaryota, Metazoa, Chordata, Actinopteri, Perciformes, Cyclopteridae. The record is from RefSeq and is a predicted model, not a curated record.